Chanos chanos (milkfish) is the source of this 642-nucleotide messenger RNA. It is a transcript of the gene m17, whose product is annotated as IL-6 subfamily cytokine M17. The coding region runs from base 1 to 642 and encodes 213 amino acids. Gene Ontology annotation, molecular function: ciliary neurotrophic factor receptor binding. The transcript is spliced from 3 exons. The record is from RefSeq and is a predicted model, not a curated record. Gene Ontology annotation, biological process: negative regulation of neuron apoptotic process; ciliary neurotrophic factor-mediated signaling pathway. NCBI's taxonomy places the organism in Eukaryota, Metazoa, Chordata, Actinopteri, Gonorynchiformes, Chanidae.
AUGGCUCGCAACAAAAAUUUGGGUGGAGCUCUCCUGUCAGUUCUCCUGUUUACUGCUAUUGGGUUCUUGGGAGCUGCAGAACAAUGUGAUUCACAGAGCUGUGGCAAAACUCUUCGCAAAAGCCUGAAACUCACCAGAGUCACAUUAAAAAAUGCUGAGGCCCUUCUGGAAACAUAUAAAAAAAGCCAGGGUGACUUUGCAGAGCUCUACUGUCAGAUGGCCAUGGAGAACAUUCCAGGAUCUUCAAUCUCUGGGCAGGUCUCUUCUGAACGGAUGGUGAAUGUUUACACUCGUCUGAAAGAAUUUUUACCACACUUGAAAAUGGUGGCAGAACAACAGACAGAAAUGCAGAUCCCUUCCCAUUCCCUGUUCAAUGAGCUCACUGAAGUCCAGGACAGAACAGGUCACGUGUCAUUCAAAGUGAACUGUCUUUUACAAAUCCUCAUGCCAAACAUGCCUAUCCCUGAACCACCGAAGCCCACUGGACUUCCCCCUUCUCUCAAUUAUUUCCAAAAGAAGGUCUAUGGCUGUGUGGUCCUCACCAGGCUCAAGGAGUUCCUAAUGCAAACAGCCCAAGAGCUGAGAACACAUAAGGAUAAAAUGUGUAUGCACAGGACUCCAAGAUUGUCACAAAACUACUAA